AUGGCUUUGCACACAACCCAGUUUGUUCCUGACCCCAGCUUGCCUGGCUUCCCUGACCUUAAGGAGUUCCAGUGGCUCACCCACCUGCCAGUCACUGGGCGUCUUGACAGUGCAACCCAGCACCAGAUGGCAGUGCCCAGGUGUGGGGUGAGGGAUGACAGGGGCCAGCAAGCCUGGGCACAGAGGGUCAACAGCAUCUUCAAUGGAGGUCUGACCAAACCUAACAGUGGGCAGCGUCUACGCAGGAAGCGCCAUAGCCAGCUAGCUGGGAGAUGGCACAAGCAUCACCUGACCUACCGGGUGGUGAACUGGCCUGGCCACCUCCCUCGGGGUCAGGUGGCCCUAGCCGCACGAAAGGCUUUCCAGCUGUGGAGCAACGUGUCGGCCCUGACCUUCAGAGAGGUCAUCCAGGGUUCAGCUGACAUUCGGCUCGCCUUCUACAAGGGGGAGCACAACGACGGCAUGGGCAAUGCCUUUGAUGGUCCAGGAGGCGCCCUAGCGCACGCCUUCUUCCCAUGCCGAGGGGAGGCUCACUUUGACAUGGCAGAGCGCUGGACACUGAACGGCUACAAGGGCCACAACCUGUUCAUGGUGAUUGCCCACGAGGUGGGCCACACGCUGGGCCUGGAGCACUCUCCUGUGCGCCAUGCUCUCAUGUCCCCCUACUACAAGAAGCUGGGGAAAGCCACGGUGCUGAGCUGGGAUGACAUCACUGCUGUACAGCAGCUUUAUGGGAAGCCAGAGAGUGGUCAGGUAAUCCAGUUGCCUGGUCAGGUGUUUAGCUCUGCCCUGCAGGACUGGGAGCUGUCUGAAGGGGGCACUGCGAAGCCUGAUUCCACCCCACCUCCUUACUGCAGGGGCUUCUUUGAUGCCAUCACCAUGGACCAAGAUGGUACCAUCCUAGUAUUCCGUGGGGGGCUGUUCUGGACUGCGUCUCCUGCUGGCCAGGCCAGCUCCCCUCUACCUCUGCAGAACCGCUGGCCAGGACUACCCCUCGCCAUUGAGGCAGCUGCUUACUCAAAGAUGGACAAUAAGUUCCACUUUUUCAAAGGUAGUCUGCACGUGAAGACACAAGUUGCUGCAUUGCAAUUUCACAUCUCACACCACAAGCACCUCAGCACCUUCCUCCUUGCGUCUCUUCCUCCAGGCAGACGAGUGUGGCUUUACUCCAGCAGCGGUAUGGACCCAGGCUUCCCCCUGCGGAGCAGUGAGCUAGGCCUCCCUGGACACCCUGACCAGGCCUUCUACUACCCCCACCUGGGCCACCUGGUAGUGUUCAAAGGCCAGCGCUACUUUGUGCUCAACCUUGGGACCCUGAGGCCCGAACCAUACUACCCCUGCAGCCUGGAGGACUGGAGGGGCGUCCCCCAGGGAGCCAAUGGGGCCCUCAGCCACCCUGAUGGACAGGUAUACUUCUUCAAGGAGCAGCAGUACUGGAGCUUUGAUCCAGAGAAGGUGCAGGUGACUGGAGGGGGGAGGUGGGACAUAGUGCUGGAGUGGACAGGCUGUCUCGGAACUCACCACAGAGGCAAUGAUAUACUGUGACCACAAGAGGAUGCUAACUAACUGAUUCAAGUGUUUGGUGAGGGUAAUGUGCAAUGGAUGUACUCAGACUAAGCAAUGACAGAAGUCAAGGGAUUUGUUUAUGUUCCCAUAUUUCUUAUGUUUAUACAGUAUUAUUAAAUUAAGAUUAAUAUUCCUACAUCCUCCAGUGAUCCAAUGUUUUUGUUUGUGCUUGUUUUGUUUUGUUCUAGACUGUAUUAAGAUAUUCUGUAUGAGUCAUAUCCCAUCUGUGGGCUAUAAAUUACAUGUGGCAUUUUGCACAAAUUAAUUAUGUGGAUGUUUUCUCUCUGACAAGUUGUUGUUGGAAAUGAAGUCUCUGGACUCUUUAGUAGAAUCUUGCGUUCAUAAAUACCUUUUGUAUUAUUAUUUUUAAUAAAAUACCACAAAUAUGA
Molecule: messenger RNA, 1955 nt
Organism: Coregonus clupeaformis (lake whitefish)
Lineage: Eukaryota; Metazoa; Chordata; Actinopteri; Salmoniformes; Salmonidae
Product: matrix metalloproteinase-28-like
Exons: 7
Coding region: 1-1545 (514 amino acids)
Biological process (GO): extracellular matrix organization; collagen catabolic process; proteolysis
Cellular component (GO): extracellular matrix
Molecular function (GO): zinc ion binding; metalloendopeptidase activity
Source: RefSeq, a predicted model, not a curated record